UGCCAGGUUGGGCCGUGUCUGCGGUCGAACUCCUUCUUGAUCUGCGCGGCGAUGUCCUUCUCGAUGUUGUACUUCUCGAGCGCGGCGGACGCGAUGUCCACGCUCUCCUGCUGCAUCUCCUCGCUCAUGUCCACGUUCUUGAUGAUGGCCUUCGGGCCUGCGCCGCCGACCGCGCCGGCGUUGGGGCCGGAGCCCGUGUCGGUCGAGGAGGAGGUGGGCGCGUCGAGCUUGUCGGCCAUGGUGCUGGGGUAUGCGUGUGCGGCGCGUGCGUGUCGGGGGUCGUGAGUCUGGGGGAUGCGGUCAGCGGCGGCGGGGAGGGGGGCGAGCGCGACGACGACGUGCCUCGUUGGUCGAGCGCGGGGUGGGGGAGGCAGACAAGGGCCGCGGGCGGAGUCACUAUAAACACGGCAGGCGGCGGCACGUGGCGCGGUGUCGUGCUGCGAGCACAUGGUGCGCGAGGCCUGCGAGCCCGAAACAGAUCCCGUCCCGUCCCUCACCUCACCCAGCACCGUCGCCCCCACGGCCAGCCCGUGGGCCUGCGAGCCGCGCGCGGAGGGGGGCACCGAGGGCGCGCAAUCAGAUGCGAGAAGCGCUCGAGUGUAUUGUGGCGCGGCGCGUCCCGGAGAGCUGCACGCGCACUGUGCUAGCCCCGGCCAGAGCCCAUGCGCGGGGCGCGCGACGCAGCAGGCUCGUGAGGCCCCACGCGGAGGCUGCGCCAGGGCGUCGACUGCGUGGGGGCGUACCCGCGCAGAUAAAGCGACGGCGUGCGAUGGGUGGCAUGUCUGAGGCUGAAUGGGCGACAGACGCACCUCGAUGGCCAACAAGCUGUGGCGAACAGCCUGCGCGCUGCGGCUCAUGCGGAGGUACGUCUUCUAUGUGUAGCGGGGCCCUAUUCGGGCUACUCGGCCCUUCAAACGGCCCUCCUCCAGUCAGACACCGUCCAUUAUGCCAGGUACGGGCUGCCCGGGUGCCACAAUUUACAGCCAUUUCCAACUCGUCGGCGAGAGAGGCCUCUGACGUGCUCGAACUACUAGCUGCCGACUGCUUUGUUCCGUGUUUUUUUGCUAGCUCCCGAGACGCAUCUGCUUCGCUCGGCCCACCGCAUGGUUGUGGCCAGAGAUACGGUCAUCUGGACCUGUACUCGGUGACUUGUAUCGCUCUCGGCGGCUUCGCUAGUGGUCUGACUCUUCCUCCUCGCUUGCCGACUCGAGCUGCUCACUCAUCGACACAAGGCUUCUACCUGUACAGGCAACUCGGACUCCGUCGGCAGAAUAGGGCUUGUGCCUCAAUCACGGGCUUCAAGCGCAUGGACUGGACUCUUCUAUCGUAAUCUCUCGUUCAUCUGAGAGCUUUCUGGCGUCCGGCGCGGUACACUCCGCAUGAGCGACGAGCUUCGCCAACCCUGGUCUAGGCAAUGUUCGACUUUCCCGAGGACGAAUGUGUAGGACUGGACAUACGGCGACCUAUCUGGAAAUCUAUUCGCUGGCUU
Messenger RNA from Schizophyllum commune H4-8, 1489 nucleotides. RefSeq lists its product as uncharacterized. NCBI's taxonomy places the organism in Eukaryota, Fungi, Basidiomycota, Agaricomycetes, Agaricales, Schizophyllaceae. Bases 251 to 1330 code for a protein of 359 amino acids. The record is from RefSeq and is a predicted model, not a curated record. The transcript has a single exon.